Molecule: messenger RNA, 1149 nt
Organism: Branchiostoma floridae (Florida lancelet)
Lineage: Eukaryota; Metazoa; Chordata; Leptocardii; Amphioxiformes; Branchiostomatidae
Exons: 6
Coding region: 82-1149 (355 amino acids)
Molecular function (GO): endo-1,3(4)-beta-glucanase activity
Source: RefSeq, a predicted model, not a curated record
CCAGCCGUCCUGUCGCGGGAGGGCAUCACGUACGACGCGUACACACUGGACCGCUGGAACGCCACCGAGCGGUCGGACGAGAUGAUGCAGCAGACACCUAGUCGCCAGGGGGCGCCGUGGGACAAGGUGGUGAGUGUGGGCACUAACAUGAAGCAGAUGGUGUCCGGGCCUGACGGCGCGCCCAAGGCAGGAUUUACAGGUAACUCCGGAGUCCGUGUGGGGAUAGAGGGAAGCGGAGAACCCGUGAUGACGAGUGUCGGACAGCUUCACGCCAACUUCCUCUUCUCGAACGGAGAGGGCUCCAUGGAGGUGCCUCUGGUCAGAGGCGCCCCCUUCCUGACGCACCUGUUCACUGCAGCGGACCCCGUGCUGGCGCCUUACUGCCUGAGCGCCGUGGAUGGAGUGGAGACGAACUUCCGCUGUCCUACAGAAAUCUCUUCGGCUGACGGCGGCUCGGGUUUCGGGGAGGCCACGUGCAGCGGCGGGCAGCUGCAGCUGACCCUGCACGUGACUAAAGCCGUGGACGACAUGAGCGAGGUGCAGUGGGCGGCCGGACCCGCCGGCGCCUUCUCGGGACACAUGCACAGCUGCGAUACCGCCACCUGCCGCAUGGAGGAUGGCGGGCGCACCAUUCGCGUCAAACCGGACUUAUCGAACGUAGGCGGGACCAUGGCGUACGCCUUCAACGUCGUGGGGAAGUUCGUGGUUCCUUGGGGGGAUUGGAACGCCAAUCCGUUAACCGUCACCUGCUCAAGGAAGAGGGAAGCGGAGAGCACCCUGCAGCCGUCGCCCCGGGCACCCUGUGCCGAACAAAUCUGCCUGUACCCCUCCUGCCAGCCGCUAGGUGGCGGGCAACAGCAGUUCCAGCUGACCAUGGACUUCCGCACUGCAGUCCCAUACAUGGAGGAGAUUCAGGUAGCUGUAGACUCCGCGGACAGGUGGUCCGACACGCACGUGAUGCUGACGUGUAACCCCACGCGCUGCACCAUGACCCCUGACGGCCUGACCGUGACCUACACCGCCACCGUGCCGGAGGGACAGCUCGCCUAUGCCAUCAACAGGAUAGGCUUCUUCGUCUCCCCAGCUGGCUUCUGGAUUGAUAAUCCGCACUACUUCACCUGCGAUGGGUCAGGAAUCUUCCAGUGCUGA